Ixodes scapularis (black-legged tick) is the source of this 2461-nucleotide messenger RNA. RefSeq lists its product as uncharacterized. The coding region runs from base 1967 to 2299 and encodes 110 amino acids. Lineage: Eukaryota; Metazoa; Arthropoda; Arachnida; Ixodida; Ixodidae. The transcript is spliced from 3 exons. The record is from RefSeq and is a predicted model, not a curated record. Gene Ontology annotation, molecular function: DNA binding. Gene Ontology annotation, biological process: negative regulation of DNA-templated transcription.
GCACCAAUGAUGGUACAGCAAGGCAGCACCCAGCACCACCAAAACAAUAAAAAAAACUUGCCGGCAUGUUGUCACAAGGUGAAAGCGAAGAGAUGAGAAAGAAAGAGAAGCUCUCGCCUUACAACAAACGCAUCGUGCAGGGAUAUUUCAGAUUUAUGCAGGGAAAAAGUGCCCAAAUAGGGAAAUUUUACGCCCAAGAAAGGGAAUACUUCAGCGAGGUAUGGAACAUCCCUGGCGGGAAACGAGAGACGGUGGGAAAAACGAUGCAAGACCGGAUGAACGAUUGAUGCGGGGCACUUUCUGUCGGGCGGCCGCUUGUGCCACCUAGCUUACGCGUGCUCAAUUACGGCACUCAGUUUAGUUUUGUUUUUGAAAAAAGACCAAAAUUAGUCUUUUGGCACGGGCUUGGCGCAGAUUACCCAUAUUUUGGCAAAAUGUAGCAGGAUAUAGCAGGGUUAGCCCCUUGGCGCAGUUUGGCGCAAUUGGCGCAGCAAUCACAUCACCGAGAACGCAAACGCAGCGCAUUUCCGCUACAGAGCGCGAUAUACAAGCAAAAACCCGCUACAAACUUGGGUAUCACGGGAACCAAUAUCGCGCACGCAAAUCGCAGACAAAAGAAAAAAGAAACACGGGAACAAGUUAAAAAAUUGCACCUCACGGGAAUGGAUACCUGCAGAUUGCGGACGCUGCAGAGUCGCAUGUCACAAUGCAAUAAGCACGAGGGAACCCGCGGCGAACACACUUGUCACGAACUGAUAUUGCAGAUCACGCAGCUGAUGCGAUUUAUUUAUUUAUUUGCCCCCUUCUUCACUCAUAUUUCCUACCCCCCCCCCCCUUUUUUUUUAAGAGGCACUGUGAACCUUCUUGGUAUGGAUGUGACACGUUUCGCAACGACCUUACUUUCCCAAAUAAAUAAACAAAUAAAAAAAUGGGAAGGGCGAUUUCUUGGGGGCAAGCGUUUAUGCUAAACUUUACAGUAUACACAAUUUAAUGCAUGCAGUAUCUGAAAUACACGUGGCCAAGCUCAGGGCCACUAUGCCAGAAAAAAAAUGUAAAUAAACGGCAAACUGAUGCCUCAGUUAGUGUUGUCAGAUGUAGGGACACGUCGCUAUUCGUAGGGACAUCAGCAGUUACUUUUUAUUUACGCUGCAGAGACGUAGGGACAGACUUUGACUUUUCGAGGAGUUUGUAGGGACUUUCAAAAUGGAAACCUCAAAAAGCUGCUACGCUCGCACCAUUCAGCAAGUGCCAAGCUCAGCUUGCUGGUCUGCAGGAAUACUUUAAGACGGAGAAGCAGAGAAUCCUAAGGCCGAGCGAAACACGGUGGCCGGCACUGCAAAAAUGCGUCGAGCGCAUCCUUCAGGAAUGGGACACAUUGAAGUUGCUUUUUUUGCAAGCGUCACCAGAGGACAGAGUUUCAGCCGCAGGGCUGAUCUUGGCCGACAUGAACCCAAUUAACGGGGCAUAUUUGAAGUUCGUGGCCUCCGUCUUGGGGUUUUUCAACAAAAUAAAUGCUCUGUUUCAGAGCAAAGAGAACCUCAUUGCUGUCAUGCAACAAGAAAGCCCAAGGCUCAUUUGGUGCCUCCGCCAAAAUUUCAUGCGACCUGAAGGAAUUCAAGAUGUCGAGAAGCGGAACCCCAUGGAUCCGCGUUCGCUUCUUCUGCUGGGGGAAGUCUACCUUGAAGAGAGCUGCCUAGAGCUUCUUCAAAGCAUGGAAGGGGGAAGCUCGGAUGUCAAGCACCUAAGGCUUUCUAUUAGACGGCUGUCGUUGAGGUGAAGCAAAGGCUUCCGGUAUCCGGACCAUUUUACCACAAGGUGCAAUUCAUCCAGCCCAGCACAGCAUUGAACUACGAAGCUCGUAAACAGCUGUCAGUCCUGCAAAGCUGGUACGCUUAUCUGUUGCCAUGCGUCGACGCUCCGCAGAGGAAAUGGCGAAUGCUGCCUUCUUUUUUCACUGAACCCAAGAAUGCACUGUUGCAAGACAAGCCCGCCACAUCAUUCUGGGACGAAAUGUCCAAAACGUUUGAAGGUCCACCUUGGAAAUGGUGUGCUCGUGAGGGCAGACAAGAUGGCGUACAUUAUGGGAGCGCGGGGCGACUCCAUGUUUAUCAAGGAGGCGGCCAAGCUUGUGUUUGACCGCGAGAGCCUACAAAUGCGGAGUGUAACCGGAAAACCCUGCUUGCGCUUUAAAGGACCAAUAGCCAAGAGGGCCCCGACUCCUGCAAAGGUGGAGAUGCCUUUCACAAGUAUGUGGACAGAAAGCCCCGAGAGAAGUCCCAAUCCAGGAGGAUCUCUCUGAUCAAUUCUUACCUCAGCGAACUGCUCCAGGACAUAAAAUAGAAGCUUGAAUUCUAGGCUCCACUAAGAAGCUAAGUAGUCAAGCUUCGGCGUGCAUUUAUUCAAUAGAAUGAUUAUCAUGGAAUGACCCACCUCAUACUCUUUCUUUGCAUGACAAACAUAG